Messenger RNA from Triticum turgidum subsp. durum (durum wheat), 1239 nucleotides. The record is from the annotation of a GenBank genome assembly. Lineage: Eukaryota; Viridiplantae; Streptophyta; Magnoliopsida; Poales; Poaceae.
AUGGCGGCGUACCUGAGCAUGGGCGAGGCGCACCGCCGCAUCGCCGACUACCUCUCCCGCUUGGAUGACGCUAUCUCUCAGUCCGACGGCGCCGACCUCGCCUCUCUGCUCGCCAUCUCCUCGGCGCCCGCCUCCACCCCGCUCUCCGACGCGCUCGCCGCUUUUCCGGAUUUCGGCCGCCUCGCCGCCGACCGCUUCCCCCACCUCUCCGACUUCCUCCCGUCGCUACUCCGCGCCAUUCACUCCCACUCCCUCCGCCGCUUCGGGGACGCCUACUCCUCCUUCGAGAAGGCUGCUAGCGCGUUCCUGCAGGAGUUCAGGAACUGGGAGACUCCUUGGGCGAUGGAGGCGAUGCACAUGGUGGCGCUUGAGAUCAGGCUGCUAGCUGAGAAGGCAGAUAGAGAGCUUGUGAUGAGCGGGAAGAACCCAGACAAGCUGCAGGCUGCUGGGUCCUUCCUGAUGAAAGUUUUCGGGGCACUUGCGGUUAAAGGACCUAAGCGCGUUGGGGCACUGUAUGUUACCUGCCAGCUGUUUAAAAUUUAUUUCAGGCUUGGUACUGUUAACCUUUGCCGUAGUGUCAUAAGGAGUAUCGAAACAGCUAGGAAUUUUGAUUUUGAAGAUUUUCCAGUGAAAGAUAAGGUCACUUAUAUGUAUUAUACAGGUCGCUUGGAGGUGUUUAAUGAGAAUUUUUCUUGUUUGAAUCAGGCUGAUCAGAAACUAACUUAUGCUUUGAUGCAUUGUAAUCCUCAAAGCGAAUCAAAUUUGAGGAAAAUUUUGAAGUUUCUAAUCCCUGUAAAGCUGUCAAUUGGUGUUUUGCCAAGGAGGACCCUCCUGGAGAAAUACAAUCUGCUUGAGUAUGCAGAUAUUGUGACCUCACUUAGGAGAGGGGAUCUGAGGCUCCUUAAGCAAGCCCUUGAUAGACAUGAAGACCAGUUACUAAAAUGUGGUGUCUACCUUGUGUUGGAGAAACUUGAACUCCAGGUCUACCGAAGAUUAGUGAAGAAAAUCCAUAUCAUACAGAGGGAGAAGGAACCAUCGAAGGCGCAUCAAAUCAAGCUAGAGGUCUUGGUAAAGACUCUCCAAUGGCUUGGAAUCACCAUGGAUGUGGAUGAGGUGGAAUGCAUCAUGGCGUGCCUAAUAUACAAGAAUCUCAUAAAAGGAUACUUUGCCCACAAAAGCAAAGUUCUUGUCCUUAGCAAACAAGAUCCCUUCCCAAAGUUGAACGGGAAGCCCGUUUAG